AGUGUGUUAUGUGUGAGACUGGGACAGAUUCCAAAAUCCGAGAGAAGGGCAUUCCGUGAGAGCUCAGUGCCUCCCCCCCCCCCGCUGCCUAUAAAGGAGCUCCGGCUGCUGCGGCUGCUGCUUGGGACUUGGUAGCGCUCAGCGCUUUUACGCUCCAGAAGCGCCAGGGGAGCAGCGACUUGGAACUCCAGGGACUUUUCUGCAGGGCUGGCACCAUUAUAAGUGGAGAAGAUUCUGUUGAAAUCCAAAGAAGCGAUGGAUUCCUUUAUUAUCGAGGACGACUAUAAUGAAACCGCCAACCUAUCUUUUUUUGAUUACCCCGAUAACUUCACUGAGGUUGACGCUGGUCUCAUUGAUACUGAAAAUUCCAAAUUAUUCAUCCUUUUCCUGGUGGUCUCUGCCCUGGGACUCAUUGCAAACGCUCUGAUUCUCUAUGUGGUUCUUCGCUAUAGACAGAUGAGGACCACGCCCAACAUCUAUGUGUUCAGUCUGGCUUUAGGGGACCUGCUCUAUAUGCUCUGCUUGCUAUUGUUUGCGUUGGAAAUUGCUUACACUCGCUGGCCAAUGGGGGAACACCUGUGCAAGGUAUUCUGGGUAGUGUCCACCAUGGUGGCUUUCUCCAGCAUCUACUUCUUGACCAUCAUGUCUGUCGGCAUCUGCGUCCAAGUGCAUUUCCCCAUCUUCUACAGCAAGAGGUUGGGGCCUAAGGUGGCCAUAGGGAUCAGUAUCUGCGUUUGGCUCUUUUGUUUACUGCUUGGAAUUCCUAUAUAUAUCUUUUCUGGUUUAAAUGACACUGACAGCUGCAAAAUUAAUUGGCCUAACCCCUUUUGGUCUGUUACCUUCACGGCAUACCAGAUAGUCCUUGCCUUUGGGGUACCACUGAUAAUAAUUGGUAUCUGCCUGAUCCUAACUGCUUGUACCACGAAGUGCUACGCCCAUGAAGGUGUAGACAAGACCAAUAUCAUUUUCCUCGCUCUUCUCACUCUUGUCUUCGUCAUCAUCUGGCUCCCGAUAUACGUCCUAGAGAUGAUGGCCGUGACAACCAACCUGGUGGUAUUCAGCGAGGAGGUCUACUACAUCAUUAGCCUCCUGCCUUAUUGCAAGUGCUGCAUCUACCCAAUCAUGUACGGAACUUUGUCCUCAAGCUUCAGAGAGAUCUUCAGGAGCAUUUUCUGCUGCAGAUAAUUCAAAAACAAUUAAAAAACAAAACUCUCAGGAGAAGUCUGUGGAUAUGCAAUGAUGGGACUAUUCUGCCAGCAGGCCACUUGUCUUUAUGAACGAAGACUGAGAUUUAGAGACUCCUUCUCAAAUCACAUUAAAGCCAAUUAGAAUGAACUGUUUAUGAUCAACGCAAUGUGAUCUGAAUGCCAUAGGCAAAGCUUGCCAUAGGAUAUUAAAUAUUUUUGUAACUCUCAGACAUGUAGAUAUAAUAUAUAUUUAACCCACAUAAUCAAUGAAAGCUAGAGCCCUAGUAUUUGUAGGCCCUACAUGAGAUCUGUGGCAUAGUGGGAGAUUUUGGGCAUGCUACAUGUUAUAGUAGUCUAAACACAUGGAGGAAAAAAGAACGAGUGGUUAUCCAUUAGCCCAGGCUUGCCUCAUUGCCAUAGGAUAUCCUGGUGGGCCCAGAUCUUAGUGGGCCCUUAACCAAGGAAAACUCCUAGCAACCAUUUCUUAUUCUCGUCAUAAGCCUUUAUAAAACCUAAAUCAGUUUACACUAUCUAUGCUUUUUGUGACAGUGAGUACUGAAUGUCAGGAUUCCCUGGUGGGACCGUAGAAUCUCAUACUGUAUCAGCCCCCAGGACAUUGGUCCUACAACUGUGGGGCUGGUUCCCCUGUUGGGGCCUUUAGCAGUGACAAUGGGCACUCAACCUGAAGGCCAAUUAGGGCAAUAACUGGAGAGGAUAGCCCUUUGCUCCCCUAGAUACACCUGGAAACCCAGGUUAAAUGGUGAGAUUUUCAUGUGAGUUAACUGUAGUUUUCCUACCUGGACACUUAUCAUGCAGUAAUGUAUAGAGCUGGUGUACUGAUCGGCCCAAUGUAGAUGAAAUUAAGGCCAUCUUCUCUCCUUUCCACUCUUGACUUACUAAAGGUGCCACUCUGCAACUGAAAAGCCUGGUUAGCAUAGGGUUAGAAUUCUUUCAUUCAAAAGAAAAUGGUCUCCUCCAAGGGCUUGAGUUUACCUUUAGCUAUUCUGUAUAUGCCAUUUGUCUUGCAGAUAACUAUUCCUUUCUGAUAUCUGUGUUCUAUCUAUCUAUCUAUCUAUCUAUCAUCUAUCUAUCUAUCUAUCUAUCAUCUUUCUAUCUAUCUAUCUAUCUAU
Messenger RNA from Xenopus tropicalis (tropical clawed frog), 2317 nucleotides. RefSeq names its product somatostatin receptor type 2. The transcript is spliced from 2 exons. Gene Ontology annotation, molecular function: G protein-coupled receptor activity. The record is from RefSeq and is a predicted model, not a curated record. NCBI's taxonomy places the organism in Eukaryota, Metazoa, Chordata, Amphibia, Anura, Pipidae. Gene Ontology annotation, cellular component: membrane; plasma membrane. Gene Ontology annotation, biological process: somatostatin signaling pathway; G protein-coupled receptor signaling pathway; signal transduction. The coding region runs from base 256 to 1185 and encodes 309 amino acids.